UUCUCAUCUGAAACUCAGACCCCUCUUGGCUCUGCUGGCCCCACCCACAAGGCAUGCUCUAUAUAUCCAGUCGCCAGGACUGGGGAGACCAGCUGCCCCUGAAUCCCAGGACAACCGGCUGGAUCUGUUCUCACAGCAGACAGAGCACAGAGACUGGCAAACAUGAUUCCAACACAGCGGGAUUCCCAGCUUUGCCUCCUUCUCCUGCUGGGGCUCUUGGGGAUGGUAAUCUCCUUCCAUGGAGCACCCGGUAAUCACCCGACUCAGUGGUUUUAUACUCAACACAUAAAUAUGACCAACCCUCAAUGCAACAUCGCAAUGCAGCCGAUUAACUAUCUUUAUUUUGGUGUUCAUAAGAAAUGCAAACCCAUAAAUACUUUUCUCCAUACAACGUAUGCUACUGUAGCUAAUCUUUGUAUGACCCGAAAUGUAACCUGCCCUAGAAGUCACUAUACAAAUUGUCAUAAUAGCUCAAUUAAAGUGCCUAUAACGUACUGCAAUCUCACAAAUCCCUCACAAACUUACAUGAAUUGCGGAUAAGAACACGUAGCAUGGAAGAUCUACAUUGUUGCCUGCAACUACAGAACUCCAGGAGACAAUACUACAUACUGGGUGGUUCCGGUUCACUUGGAUUCGCUCUUCUAAGCUCUGAGUCAGCGCUUUGUGCCAAGCUGUUGUGCCAAGCCCCACAGUCACAGCCAAGGUCACAUCCUACUGUGUACCUUGGAUGUCAGCAUCAAUCCUCAUCACCAGCCCCCAACCCCCUUUAAACUUUGCUGAGCUGAAGCUCCUGUGCUCCUGCAAUAAACUUCUUUGCAGAAUCACC
Molecule: messenger RNA, 826 nt
Organism: Rhinolophus ferrumequinum (greater horseshoe bat)
Lineage: Eukaryota; Metazoa; Chordata; Mammalia; Chiroptera; Rhinolophidae
Product: eosinophil cationic protein-like
Biological process (GO): innate immune response in mucosa; chemotaxis
Molecular function (GO): RNA nuclease activity; nucleic acid binding
Source: RefSeq, a predicted model, not a curated record